This is a messenger RNA of Humulus lupulus (European hop), 2564 nucleotides long. RefSeq lists its product as uncharacterized. The transcript has 7 exons. Lineage: Eukaryota; Viridiplantae; Streptophyta; Magnoliopsida; Rosales; Cannabaceae. The record is from RefSeq and is a predicted model, not a curated record. Bases 1333 to 2355 code for a protein of 340 amino acids.
AAUUUUAAAAUAUAAAUAAAGUAAAAACUGCUUUACUCUUCUCAAUCCACCAUUUAAUUCAUCUCAGUCUUUCCUUCUCAAUCACGAUUCCGUCUGCGUUGUCUUCUUCCUUCUCCAUUUUUAUUUUUCUAUGCUUCUCUGUUCCGAUUAUAUGUCGGAAUCCUUGAUCUCGUCCGAUUGCUGAUUUGGAGUGUUGUUGUUACGAGUUUAUUGUUUUGUAACUGGUUACAUUUGAGUUUUGGGAAAGAUUUAAACGUGCUUUAAUGUUCUUCAAUCUCAUUAGCAUUUUUUUUCUUUUUAUUUAUUAUCUCAUUUGCAUUAUUGAUUUUAUGUUUUGUUUCUGAUUAAUGCGUGUAUAAUUUCAUCGUGGUGACUUGCUUGCAGUUAUGGCAUAGUUACAUUUGAGUUUCCUUUUUUUUUUUUCUUUGCAUUUUUAAUUUUUUUUAUCCUAUGCGUUACAAUUUAUCCAAUAUGCCUAGUCAUUUUUUCAUGUUUUUGUUGCUUGGUAUAUUUCAUACGAUUAAAUGAUUAUUUUAAUUUUUGUUUUUUGCAAAUUUUCAGAAUGGCAAUUGCAAGGAGUUCUCAAUCUGCAUCCAAAUCUAAGUUUGUUGAUGUUUCAGAUUCACCUAAUCCUAAGAAGGCUAAUAAACGUAAGCUUGAUGCUGGUGCUUCUUCAUCUAAUUCUAAGAAGGCCAAGAAAAAGUCAAAGCAUGUUUCUGUCUCUAAAGCUAAGGGUCUUGUUUACAAGAUUUCUUAGACCAAGCAUUUCAGUUCUAGGGUCCAAAGAUUUUGUGAAGAUUCAGUAUUGAAAGACCUUAGGACUAAGUUUAGUAAGUCUCAAAAAAAAUAUUUUGAGACAUUUUUUGGAUGUAGAAGAUUUAUGUUGGCAAGCUCAAUUUUUUCAUCAUGUUCUUUUAAGGGAGGUUCAUCAAGAGAAUGUUGAUGAGUUCUGGUUUAAGAUUAGCAAUCAAGCUGUUAGAUUUUCUGCUAAUGAGUUUGCUUUGAUUAGUGGUUUAAAGUUUCAAAGCGAUAUGGAUGAGUCUGUGUUUGAUCGUAAGGAAAACCAGUUUUUAUCUAGGAUACUUCCUGGUGUAACUAAUAAUAAGUUGAGCAGGGCUUAUGUGAAAGCUAAGUUUAUGAGUAAUAAAGUUGUUGGCGAUGAAAGAUGUUGUCAAGUUCGGCUUGCUUCAUUUUCUUGCAAACUAUUUGUUUGCAAAACCAACAGAUUCUAAGAUGGUUGACAAUCUUUUAAUCAUCAGGGUUGAUAGCAGUUUUGAUGUUUCGAGUGGUUUUCCUUUCGUGAGGUAGUUGUGGGAUUUGACUAGUUCUGACAUGAGAGAGGGUCGGAAGGGUGGGAACCAGAUUAUUGAUGGUUUGAGAAAGGAAAAUGGGACUUUGAAAUUACACUCUUAUAAGUUGUGGGGGUAUCCUCUUUAUUUUCUUGUUUGGAUAUAUGAGAGCAUCCCUAAAUUGUGCGAUGGGAUUGCUGAAAGAAUUGGAGAUGGGUACCCAAGAGUUUUGAACUGGAAGAAUGCAAAACAUAUUUCCUACAAACAACUUACUCAAGACAUUUUCAACCAAAAAGAGUUGGAAGUUAGGCCAGUAUUGCCAAAUGACUUUGAGAAGGAACUUGCAAUUGUGAAGGAUUUGAAUUUUGAUGGCAAUAUUAUGGUUAAGGAUCCUUUAGCAUAUAUAGAUUUUGUCAUUGAUUUAGAGCAUCCUUCUGAGAAGCCAGAGGAUGUUAUGUCGAGAGCUCAAGAGGACUGGUUACUGAGAUUUGAGGCUUCUUUAAAGAAGUACCAAGAUGAGAUCAAGCUUAUUAAAUCGAAUCAAUUGAAGCUUUCAAAGGAAAUGCAUUCCUUCAUGGAUUCAGUGAAUGGCAGAGUUGAUGAGAUUAUUGUCAUGUUAAGUCCUAAGGAUUGUGAUGCCAAUCUUAAUGAGAAUCUUGGUGCAAAUGUUGGAGAGGCAGUUGUAUCUGAAGCAGUUACAGAUGAUGUUGGACAAGCAAUUGGUGAAUCUAGCAAGGCAGGUGGCCAUGGUGGACAAGCAGCUUCAGAUGAGGCUUUUGUUGGUUGUUCCUCGUUUACUGAGGAUCCUAUUAUUUAUGAGCAUUUUGCUGAAAAAUUGGACAAAACUAUCCGUUCAACUAUAGGUUGUUCAGUUGAUGCUGUUAUUGAUGCCUUUGAUUCUAAGGCUUAUGUUGGAGGUUUCUUGUUCCCCGAGGAUCCUUUUGAUUUUGCUGAAGAACUAGACAAAACUGACCGUUCAGCAACAGGUUGUUCAGAUGAUGUUUUUUAUGCCUCUGUUGAUAAGAUGAUGAUCUCUUCAAGAAUACUAUUUUUUUUAACUUAUUGAUGAGGACUUGCAAGUAUUGGAUAUAGAUGUGGCUAAACAACAAGUCGAGAAAGUUGUUGGUGUUGGAAAAACAAUGAGAGUGUACAGCGGAAUUGGCGUGGUGGGUCCAGUUUUAUAAACACAAAAAAAAUUUCAUCUCUUAUGUAAACAAUUUAUAUGUUCAAGAAAACAUCCAGACUGAAAAUAUUAAUAUGCAAUAUCAUUAAUCA